UGUCACCUGAUUGUGACGUCACCCAAGGUAGGAAGUGCUGUGAGCGGCUAGCGUUAGCUUUGCGACCUUAAGUCAUGCAGAACCUGGCGGCGUUAUAACUUUAUAACUAAAUCCCCUGGAGGGACAGAGGUGGGGGCAUGCCGCAGAAAGAUCCGUGUCAAAAACAAGCAUGUGAGAUUCAAAAGUGUUUACAAGCCAACAGAUACGUGGAGAGCAUGUGUGAGGACGUGAUCCAGGAGAUGCGGCGCUGCUGCGAGAAUCUGGCUGGAAACUCCAUCUGCUGCUCCGGGUUCAAGACGUCUCAACCCCCGGAGGAGAAGAAGAGUCACACAUCGCUGCCUUCUAGCAAUGUCAGGGCGUGAAGCUGUAUCUGGGGCUGAAUGAUAUUUGGUCAAAAUGAUAUCCAGAUAAACAUUUUCACAUCAGCCGGUAUCGAUAAUCGUCACAAUGAUAUGUCACAUUAUUAUUUUUGUUGAGUUUAAAGACACAAAAGCAUCAUAUUAAUAUUUAUUGGUGAAUAUUAUAUGGCAAUACUUAUUGGUAUUGAUUUAUUCAGCAGCCCUAAUUGCAACUGAUGCAUAAUGUGGAAGAGUAUGAAUCCACAGGUGACAUUAUUUUUGAUAUGUCUGCUGAAAUACAAUGCAGUGCAACCUUUAUUAAUGUUAUAAUUGACUUAAGUGUUGUGUAAUAAUGCCGCACCUCUCUGGUAGAGUCACAGCACAAAGUUUAAUUAUAUAAUACCAGCUGUCAAAUGUAGUAUUUAUUUAUUGAGCCACAGAGUAAUACAGAACAUUGAACUUGUUAAAAGGUCACACCCAUGACAAACCCACAUGGUGGAUUAAAGUUGUAUUAGCUGAUGGCACUCAUGGGCUGCACAUAAAAACAUUGUACUCAUCUCAAGAGAUAUGUGUGGAUCAAUAUGACUUUCCUGUUCUGUCACAUGAUGACUAACACUGUUAUUCUUCUAAAUGUAUUAGUCACAUGAUUUAAAAAAAAAAAUCAAAUGUAUAAAUAUUUGUCUUGAUUUGCUCUUGAUAGUCAUUUGUUUUUAAAUCAAAUAAAUAUGGUGUUUUAUCAGAAA
Molecule: messenger RNA, 1081 nt
Organism: Paralichthys olivaceus (Japanese flounder)
Lineage: Eukaryota; Metazoa; Chordata; Actinopteri; Pleuronectiformes; Paralichthyidae
Gene: cmc4
Product: C-x(9)-C motif containing 4 homolog (S. cerevisiae)
Cellular component (GO): mitochondrial intermembrane space
Source: RefSeq, a predicted model, not a curated record